GGUCUGGAAAUGUUCGGGGGCGGCGUAGAUAUGUUAAGCAGGAACUUCAAAUACUAAAGACUAUUGUAUUUACACCAGUCACGAUGAGACGUAACUUAAUCACCGCUUAUAACGCUCUGUACAUAUGGUUCGUUAUUCUUUAACACAAACAAAUCUGGAAUUUAACAAAAUAUGCUGCGUCAUGCUGUCUUGCAUAUAUUGUUUACCUCCAUAAUGCCCUGUACAUUGGAUGCAAUAUCCUUUAACACGGAUCAAAACCGGAAUAUAGGUCCAACAUUGCAAGUCAUACAGGUAAUCUUAUCAACAAGCCCACCAAACCCCAAUUUUAAAUAAGAGUAACUAUAAAAGGGCAGGCUUGUUGUCAGAUUUGAUUAAUUUGUGGACAGACGACUAAAAACAGCACACAAUGGCUUACGAAGGUAAAGUUUACACGUUCGACAGGCAGGAGAACGUCGAUGAGCUCUUUAGGCGUAUGGGUGUCACUGAUGAGGAGGUGAUUAAGAAAUACGCGACAUUCAAGUCCACCGCCCAGUUGAAGAAGGAGGGAAACAAGUACAGAUACAUCACUAAGUCCUGUGAUGGCAACAACGAAGUCCUGUUCGAGUCUGGCGUGGAGGUCGACGAUGUAGGCCUGGGUGGUGUUCCGAUCAAGAGCGUGUACACAGUCAACGGUAACACAAUGACACAGGUUGUCAACGGCGGCAAAGGAAAUGGCGCCGUAAUUAGAGAAUUCAGCGAAGACCUCCUCAAAAUGACCUUAUCCUCUGAUUCGUCGGGCUUCGUCGCAUACAGAUACUACAAGGCUUAAUUUUAUUGUUAUGUAAUUUAUUGAUUGUUAUGAUAAAUAUAUUAUUUUAUAAUUAUUUA
Messenger RNA from Manduca sexta (tobacco hornworm), 867 nucleotides. Its product is annotated as fatty acid-binding protein 1-like. The transcript has 4 exons. The record is from RefSeq and is a predicted model, not a curated record. The coding region runs from base 407 to 808 and encodes 133 amino acids. NCBI's taxonomy places the organism in Eukaryota, Metazoa, Arthropoda, Insecta, Lepidoptera, Sphingidae.